This is a messenger RNA of Octopus sinensis (East Asian common octopus), 2367 nucleotides long. RefSeq names its product lisH domain-containing protein ARMC9-like. Gene Ontology annotation, cellular component: ciliary tip; ciliary basal body; centriole. The record is from RefSeq and is a predicted model, not a curated record. Gene Ontology annotation, molecular function: uroporphyrinogen-III synthase activity. The transcript has 10 exons. Gene Ontology annotation, biological process: tetrapyrrole biosynthetic process; cilium assembly. NCBI's taxonomy places the organism in Eukaryota, Metazoa, Mollusca, Cephalopoda, Octopoda, Octopodidae.
AUGGCCAAAUUCGCCAACACAAUGAAUCUGCCCAAGACAACCCUCCCCCUCUCACAACGAGGUCUCCCCGACACAGAAAAACGUCUCCACAAGAUUGUGGCUGCUUUUGACUCAUGCAAGUUUAGUCUUGUCCUCAAACUUCUGGAGGACUACAGACAGUAUGUCUCCACCAGCUACUUCUCUCGUAUUAAACAUCGGUUGGACAUUUUGAGUAUUUCCAAGACUAUAUUGCUUCCAUUCAAGUUCUCCAUCCAGGAAGUCUGCUCAGACAUGACCACUCCUCUCGAUGGACGUGAAUAUUCUGAUCUCGUGGAGGUGUUUCAAUGUUCUGACGUGACUGUUUCCUCGUGUCCUCCAAAGGGCGAUAAUUACAUAGAAAUUGAUGGUAAUAUUGCUGGUGUGCAGUCUAGAUGUGAUCUGCAGGAUUAUCGAGCCCAGGUCUUUGCAGCCUGUCAGGGAAUACAUAAAGUUCCCAAUGGUCUGAAGACUGGUCACUUCGACGAGGAAGCCAAUGCUCAGCGCCUACAGUUAUUUAAAGACUUUUUGGAGGCCGAAGGUGCCGAACUGGGUCAGUCAAGGGAUUUCUUUCCAUAUUGUGCACUCGUCUGUAUAAAGAAUCCGAGGACUCACCGAGCAUUCAAAAACAUAUUCACGGAAGACUGGGUGACUAGUUUGAGAGGAAAACUUGAAAAGUUUAUGAAUAAAUUCUACAAAACAGAGCGGCCUCGUCUCUUCGAUCUAAGGGUAUCUGUCCGAUAACCAUGUGACAAGGUCGAACGGGAACGGGACUUGAUCGAACGACGUCUGGAAAAAGCAGUCAAGCAACUGAACGAGGUGGAAAUUGAUUAUCGGAACCUAAUCGACACUGCCAGUCAAUUAAUCGAUGUUCUUGAAGACACGGUCAAUGGCAAAGUGGUUGAGGAGUCCUCACAUGUGUGCUCUCCGAUGGGUAUGAAAGUGGCAUUUAUUCGUCAGAAACUAACCAGGGCAACCAAACAACGACGAAAGGAUAUUCUGACCAGUUUCAUCAACAAUGACAUUAUUGGGUGCAGAAGACUGGUGGACUACCAGAAAUACGUUGUCAGAUGUUUCAAGUCGACAUGUACAGAAACUCGCCAGUACAUGGCCCGCUUUAUUAACUCGUUGUCUGUAGGGAGAGACUAUUUGACUAAUUCGCCUACUUUGCUGGUCUCAAUGAUAUCAACAAUGCGUGAGGAAGAAGGGGACACGGUGACUCGACAGCAUUUGAUAGGGGCAAUUCAAAAACUCACUCUGCGGUCAGUCCAACUGAAUAAGACAGUUAGACGUCCAUUCCAAAAAGAAAUGAUAAAAAUGAACUUGAUUGAGUGGAUCAUGGAACAACUAGAGGACUAUCGAAGACUGUCCGACUACUCUCUUGAGUAUGGAGUGGCCCUCCUAAUGAAUUUGUGUCUUCUCCGAGCAGGGAGAGAACGGUGCGUGGGGAAUGCAGGCAAAUAUUUAAAGUUGCUGUUGGAAUUAUUGUGCAAUCCAAACCCCGAGGUAAUCUCUUCAUAUAGUGUAGAUUCAACCAUAUGUCCACGGGACGAUAUACACGCUCCUUUCAGACCCCAGAGUCAGGGUUGUGGGGAACUCGAUGGUAGGCCUACUGCUGAUUCCCAGAACAUGGAAACCCAUCUCACGGAAAUUAUCAGAAACAGCACAUCUGAGAAUGCAAAACAGAUCCAACACAUAAUCAGGCGUUUACAGGGUUCUGAUUGUGAUGACCCUGAUGUGAUGGAACCAGACCUGAAUGAAGGGGAAAUACUGAAUGUCCAAAACAUGCUCAGCGGAGACUCACUGCUAAACCAGGAAUACUGCGUGUCCUCAAAGCCUGGAAAUGAUUUUUACAUGAGUCGGCCGACCACUCCAAUGAAGCCUCCCCCACGAACAGUCCAGCCUUCUCGUACUAAAAUGGAGUCUGACCAGCCUGAGGUCGCCGAAGGACCUCAGGCUCUGCCACAAUCCAUCGCCAACUCAGUCCCCCCUGAGGCACACCUGCUGUACCCUCACAGCAACAUUGCCAACCCUCGCCUGCCUCGAGAACUGCGACAAGCCGGCAUUAAAUUGACUCAACUGGCUGUUUAUGAGACUAUCCCGGACGAUGAGGGGGUCAUUGCGUUAGAACGUCAUUUGGCAGUCCAAACACCCCAAUUUCUCGUGUUCUUCAGUGGGUCAGGCGUGAGAGCGUGUGCUCGCCUACUGACCGACAAAAUGGACUCCCAAAUUGUAGCCGUGGGGGAAAGUGCCGAGGAGGAACUCAACAAAUUGAAUAUCUCCAUAACUGGCUAUCUCAGCACUCCCUCACCACAGUCCCUACUGGCCUUAAUUAAUACUCACAUUAACUAA